Molecule: messenger RNA, 1896 nt
Organism: Acanthocheilonema viteae
Lineage: Eukaryota; Metazoa; Nematoda; Chromadorea; Rhabditida; Onchocercidae
Source: the annotation of a GenBank genome assembly
CAAUCAGAUCCGUGCUGUAGUCGGAGUGUCAUAUUUACAGAUGAACAUCAAGUACCGCUGUGCUCCAUUACUUCUAUAUAUUACUCUCCGUUACCCAUCGUUGGUCGUUCGAGUGCUUCUCCAAAGAAGUAUCGAUUGAUGACAGCUCCUGCCUCACAGCUUGAUAUUAUUUCUUCCAUCAAAAUAUAUACCAAAGACUUUCGGGUAUGGACUUUCGAUCUACAACGAAGCCAAUUUGCCGUAAAUCUUGCAAAUAAUAUUUAUCAUUUCUCACGUCCCUCUUCGCUUUCCAAUUUGUUAGAACUUUCUUGCGAAGGAUUUCGAGAAACACCUCAGCCAGCACAGAAUGCACUCUUAUACAACAAUGGGAGUGAUUGGCAAAAGGAGUUGCUCCGAUGUGGGGACAGCGAAACACGAUGGCGUAUAUGUUUUUUGAAAUCAGAAAUAUCCCAACAGAAGGCAGUUGUGCCCAGUUAUCCAUUUUGUGUUGUUGUCCCGAGUGAUCUCUUUGAUGUUACAGUAUAUGAAAGUCUUAUACCCAAUUGGCACAACGGUAGAUUUCCGAUCUGGUGCUGGUCAGCUUCAAAUGGUAGUGCAUUACUUCGUUCGUCUGCCUGUAACAAGGAUCUUAAUGCUCAAGAAUUGUGGAAAAAAGUAUUGUGGCCUAUCUGCCAAGCUCAUCCUCAUCGUCGACCACCUCAAGUAAUUGAUUGUGACAUAUCCGAUGUGCACAUAUCAUCUUCAUUCGAGAAACUUCGCGAACUUUGCUCUUUAGACUCAAUGGAACGUUUCACUGAAAAAGAAAAGGAGUGGUACACGUUAGUUGAUGAUACAGGCUGGUGUGCUUUAGUAUUUCGAUGCCUUCAACUAUCAAGCAAAGUUAUUCACAGACUUAUAGAUAAUCAACGAUCUGUUGUUGUGACAGACCAAGAUGGAUUCAAUGCAUCAGCAAUAGUGUCGUCAUUGGUUCAGGUGUGUACGGAUAGUUUCUACAGAACGAUAACUGGUUUCAGUGCUCUCAUAGAGAAAGAAUGGAUCGCACUUGGACAUCCCUUUGGGCUAAAUAUGUUUGGCUGUACUCUUCUAUCCAAUAUUCCGCAUUCGCGACCGAAAGCUUGUACAGCAACUUUCCUCUUAUUUCUGGAUUGCGUGGCACAACUUAUACGUUUUCAUCCACUUUCAUUUGAAUAUUCGCAUUAUUUAUUGAUCGCACUCUGGGAUUUGUCCAUAACUGGUCUCGCAUCCGGUUUGACUUGCAAUUCAGUGAAUGAUAGAUUAGCGCUAUGCAAAAUAGCUCCAACUUUUCCCUUGUCACAAUAUUAUACAUCAAAAUACUGUCUAAUGUUCACCAAUGUUCUUUAUUCGGCUAACCUUUUGCUUGGUUCUGAAUCAGUGCCGGCCAAUGUAAUACGACCUUCUUCUUCUCCUAUUGAUGUUCAUUUUUGGGACGAAUGCUAUCUUCGAUGGGUGCGGCCAGCAAAUAUCGCUGAUGGUGGUAUUAUUACCAAAGAUUUAGCAUUAAGUUCGAUACUCUCAUCAGCCGCAUCUGUGGCUUAUCCAGAAUGUAAUUCAGUUGUAUGGCGCCAGCGUUUCUAUCCUGCAUUGGAUACAUCGACAAUCAGUUCGUCUUAUCCCUAUUCAGAUGCAUUACCGAAAAAUAUUCCUACUUUAAAUGAAGUGAGUAUUGCAUCCGACACUGCAUCUGCAAAAUCACUACGACUGCAAUUAGAAAGGACCAGUAUUAGUCUCAAUGCAGGUUCAGUGAAGGUUGGAAAAGAAAGACGAUUUUCGACAGCUUCACUAAUGACACGUGUGGAUCGUUUAGUGGAAAUGGGUAUGCUCCGCUCUUCGUCACCUCGUCCCAGACAUCAUUCCCCACCAGGAACUCUCGUAUGA